UGCCGAUUUGUAAUGGAAGAAAGAAAGAGAGAGAAAGAGAGCAGACAACGUUCAAACUCAAACCUCAUAAUGGCCAGUAAAAAAGCCUCGAUCAGGCCGCCGGCUUACGAGGAGAAUAAGAUUAGCAUCGGCAACGUCUCCAUUUAUACAUAGUGUGCAGCUUAUUAUUAGUAAAUCCCAAAGAAACUGCUGAUUGAUUUGGUUUGGUAAAGGCUGUGUCAAACGUGAGGAGCAAUGAGGAGAGAAAGAUAAUUGGUUCGGCAAGCGUCUCUUUGUGAUGACCUGCAUGUAGAGAAUCCAAUUAAGAUUUUGUGGUGGAUUUGCUCGUUGCCUUGUGUUCUUUUUCUUCUGCCUUCUGCUGCCUUCUCACCACCUUUGUAUAUAAAGAAGCCAUUUAAUGUUUUGAGCUACAUUUGGCUGUUGUCUGAGUUCUUCUCGUGUUCCUUUGAACCGUCGACUCCCUGUUGCACUCCAUCCAACAGAGGCUCCAGAAGGAGAGUAGAACGGAGGGAAAGCAGAGAUGUUUGAUAGCUUGCUGGGUGGGAAGUUCUCCAACAAAUGCAAGCACGCGGUGAAGUGCAUAAAGGUGCGGAUGGUGCCCAUCUGGAACAAGAAGCAGGCCGUGCUGCGGUUCCUCAGGAAGGACGUCGCCGACCUCAUCGCCGCCGGCCAUGAAGCCAACGCCUUCCGACGGAUCGAUGCACUCAUCGUUGAGAUAAACCGCGCAACUUGCUACGACAUUAUCGCGCAGUGCUGUGAAAUCAUCUCGACUCAGCUUCCGACCUUACAAAAUCAGAAGGGAUGUCCUCAAGAAGCCGUGGAAGCAGUAUCGACUCUAAUUUAUGCUGCAGCAAGAUUCCCAGAUCUGCCGGAGUUGUGUGUUCUCAGGCAUGUGUUCGCGGAACGAUAUGGGAGCUGCAUGGAAUCGUUUGUGAACGCCGAGUUCGUUGAGAAAGUUGGGAAGAAGUCAUUUACGAGGGAGAAGAAACUGCAGCUGAUGCAAGAUAUUGCCGAAGAGUAUUCUGUGCGAUGCGAUGCAAAAGCAUUCGAUCAUCAAACUACAUCAGAUGCGAUCAGGGAAAAACAUGGGUCCAAUUCUGCAAGCGCUGUGCGGGGAGAACAAGCAGAGACGGAGGAGGCGGCGGACAUUCAUGUGAUCUCAGCGAGCUUGGGAACUCGUCAAGCACGUGUCAAGCCGAGGAGAGAUCAUGGCGGAAGCUGUGAAGCUGACGAGCUCGAGUGUGGUGUUCGAGGGAGUCCGGAGAAGAAAGGGGUGGUUUCGGUCAACGGGCGCCAUGUGGAAGAGUACGGGAGAGCAGGCUAUUUGAUCCCGCCGUAUGUCAAGCCAAAGAUCCAUGGCGAUCCUGUUGCUGCUGCAGGUCAUGACACGAACGAGGGCGGCGAGGAAGCAGUUCUUCGCGGCGGCGUGAAGCCUAGGCCCGUUUCCGUGAGGCGAAAACUCCGAAAGCCACGGGUUGGCGAGACAGACGACGGCGAAAACUACGUCAAAGAGAAGAGUGCAGAUGGAGAGGGAAGACGACGACCAGCGUAUGACGAAGCAGAUCACAAUGCUGCGUCCGGUGGGCAGUACGAGGACGAGGAAGAGAUGGUCUUGGACAAGCUCUUGCUGCACUACAGCAGGAAAGGGACAGCUGAAGAAGGAAGCGAAGGAAGAAGAAGGGUCGGAGCUGAGCAUUUCGGCAAUGGCGGAAAGGUUCACCCGUUGCCGAGAGGAGCACCGCCUCCUCCGGUGCCGUCGGAAUCGGUAAACCCGGCGACUCCUGGAGCUACGUCGAUGCGGCCUGAUCCUGUGGAUGCUAAUGGAGGCCGAGUGCAUCCGAGUCUGCCGGAUUACGAUCAGUUGGCGGCAAGGUUUGCUGCUUUGAAGGGGACCUGAGAAAUACUAAGAAGUGCUCUUCCUGCAUUCUGCUCCAUUUCUUUCACCUCCAUGCAGUGAGCACCUCUGCUGAUGGAUUACAGAUCGUUGAUGCAAUCUGCAAGUCUUUCCUGUCCUGAUUCCCGUCUCUUUCUUCUUCAUGGAUAUAUUAGUGGAAAGUUCCAUCUUGCUUCUGUUUAUGAGAUUUCAACAGAAACAGAAGUCCAGCAACGUUGGAAGAGUUCUUCCACCUGUUAGAUCAUCAUGUAUUCACAGUUUAAGACAGUAUUGUACAAGAUAUCCAUAUGUCUCAUAAAAAAACCUAAUUGUUUGUUUUUAUGCUUUUCUUGUUCAGUAAUUUUUGAUGUUUUAUAACUUAGGAACAUCUUCAUAAGGCAUUUGUAAUAGUCCCUCUUUUAUA
Musa acuminata subsp. malaccensis (wild Malaysian banana) is the source of this 2297-nucleotide messenger RNA. The record is from RefSeq and is a predicted model, not a curated record. NCBI's taxonomy places the organism in Eukaryota, Viridiplantae, Streptophyta, Magnoliopsida, Zingiberales, Musaceae.